UCAUUCGCCUGCUUGUUAGCGAAAAGACAGACCUCUGGGUUAUUUCAAGUCAUUUAACUGGUUUUAAACGGCUAAAGGUACUGAUCGUGUAUCUCGCAGCUCCAGUGAGACUAACUUGGAGGUAGACUAAUUCAGUGGAUCGGUUUAGCUUGUAUGCUAACCAGAGGCUCUGACAGGGCAAUUAUCCGGCUGUCAAACGCAGCCGAACCGGGACAUUUCUGGGUCUGUUUCUAGCGGCCACCAUGGGUGAGGUGGAGCUCUCCUGUCGGGCUUAUGUGAAGAUGUACCUGCACUCCUGCCUGUUCCCCCGGUGCAGCAUCAACGGACUGCUGCUGUCCUCUAGCUCGGCAGGUGGCGCUGUUUGCGUGACGGACUGCGUGCCGCUGCUUCACUCUCACCUGCCUCUGGCUCCCAUCACACAACUGGCCCUCACGCAGGUGGAUGUUUGGUGCGCUCAGACUCAGCAGAGGAUAGUUGGAUAUUACCAGGCCAACGCCUGCGCAUCAGACUGCAGCCCGACCCCGUGCGCUCUGAAGAUAGCCGACAAGAUCUCCGAGCAGUUUGAGAGUGCCGUCUUAUUAAUGCUCGACGGCAGCAAGAUGUCUCCAGAUGAUCGGGUUCCUCCCAUCGUCAUGUACGAGCGCAGAGACUCCAAAUGGGUUCUGAAGGACAAACACACGAUCAUGCUGCGGCAGUGGGAGGAGACGCAGGCCAUCGCCAGCCAGAUGCUGGAGUCGGGCGACCACGCCCUGCUGGUGGACUUCGAUGGCCACCUGGAUGACAUCACCAAGGACUGGACCAAUCAGACGCUCAACGCCAAGAUUGCUGAACUUUCCUCGCCGGCCAACGGAAACAUCUGACGGCGACCCGGUUCCCCCGACACAAACACACACCCAGCAGAUUCCUCGGAAAAGUUUUUCCAACAAAGACAAACAUGCUUAAAUGACAGAUUCACGUCUGGUGCCAACCCCAAAAAACGGAUCAUUUUUUAACAACUAAUCCACCUUAAAAUAUAAUUUAACUCCAACAAUCAACUUUCUGGUUUUUAUUUCUAAACACCUGUAUUUCUUUAUUGUGUCACAAAAUAUUUAUCCGAGUCGGGAUGAUGAUGAUUUGUUUAAAAAAUAUUUGUUUUAUUUGGUUAAUUUUCUCAUAAUUGCUGCAUAAAUGUCUAAUUUUAUAGUUGUUAUUAUUACACUGUGAUUAAUUACAUUAGUAAGAAGUUUUCAACUUUUACAAACCUUAAAUGUAACAGUUUUAAUUAUUGAAUAUAAACUGAGCUCAAAGAAUAAAUUUCCUUCUUCAGCUUUUUCUCACCUUGAAUUAAAGAAAAUCCGCUUAAAAUCGAUACAAACUAAAUGCUCUAAACUUCAGUGCAAUAUUCCCAUAUUUACAUUUUACACCAACAUCAGAUGAGAAAAUUUCAGAUUUAAAUAAAAAAAAUUGUCAGAAUUCUGAGAAUUUUUAGAUUAUUUACGUUUAAGUGAUUGCCAUUUUCAGUUUCAUAAUUCCAGAUUUUCCCCACAUUCCAAUUAUAUAAUUCCUUUGUUUUAUAAAUAAACAUACAUAGUUGGUAUAAAUAUGACAAAGUAUUGGGGCUAUUAUAGAUGAAAAAUAUAAAAAUGACAUCACAGGAGUUGAUUUUGACCAAAAACAUCAGAAAUGUUGUGAAUUAUUUUCACUCAUUUGCAAGAAAAAAAACUUCUCUGUUGAAAAGUUGCAAGAUAAAAAUUUUCCAGGAUAAAAGAUAUUUACAAUAUUAAAAUGAUUAUUUGAUGUAUAAAGUCAGAAAUUUGUAAUAAAACUCAAAUUUGUCAAGAAUUUUCUAAAAAGUUGUACAUUUGUGACAAAAUGAGACAAACGACAGAAAGAGUCGAAGCACUACGUCUACAAGAUUCACACCUGGAUGUUUCCCAGAGUUUAAGGAUGAGGACUGGGCUUUUUUCUGGACCAGAACCGGGUCUCCUGGAGACUUUCUGAUCCAGGAAAAUAACCCAGAUCUUCCCUUUGACUCUAGAAAACAUCCAGAUGUUCAUCUCCUAAAUCUGCCCCCUCAAUCUUAGGUGACUUCUGCCAUUUUCUGUCACAAAUGUCCAAUAAAAAAAAAUUGAUAAAUUUGAGCGUUUUCUUACAAAUUUCUGACAUGAUAAUACAUUUGUUUUAAAACUAAAUUUAAGACUUUAAUCACAUUUUGAAAAAUUUCAACAGCAGAAAAUAUCCGAGCUUUUCAUCUUGUAAAAAUGUGAAAUUACUCAAAAUUUCUGAGUUUUUCUGCUGAAACUUUCUCCUCCAUGGCCUCAUUUUCAUUUAUUCUUUUAAUCUCCACUCCACUGCCUUUUUUCAGGUAUUUUCAAACUUUUAUCAUGUAAACUGAACAAAAACUUAAGUUGGUGCUGCAAUUUUUUUUGAGAAAUUAUUAAAAUACAAACUUUAAAAACUAUUUUUUCUUCAACAGAUGCUCUGAAGGUGGCAUCAUAACAACCUCCAGCCAGAAAUAAUCCAAAUAAAUUAAAAUCUGAGUGGAACUUCUUAAACCAACCUUUAAAUAAUAAUCUACUAAAGUUAGAAAUUCCUUAAAGUGAAAUAAAAAUCUGCAUGUUUGAGUAGUUUUACCUAAGAAAACAAGAGGGAGAAAAAUGUUAUGCUUUUACU
This is a messenger RNA of Poeciliopsis prolifica (blackstripe livebearer), 2652 nucleotides long. It is a transcript of the gene emc9, whose product is annotated as ER membrane protein complex subunit 9. Gene Ontology annotation, cellular component: EMC complex. The coding region runs from base 243 to 860 and encodes 205 amino acids. NCBI's taxonomy places the organism in Eukaryota, Metazoa, Chordata, Actinopteri, Cyprinodontiformes, Poeciliidae. The record is from RefSeq and is a predicted model, not a curated record. The transcript is spliced from 6 exons.